AUGGCUGCUGUCAGUGAAGUUGGUGUUGGUGUGGCCAGCGAAGCAAGCUCAGAGUGUUGUGAUAUGAGCGGUAAGGAGAAUAGCAGAAGAAGAACGCCGCUGCGUGUGCCGGUUAUAGACCUGGACCGGGUUUCCGCCGAAGACCAGCUGUUGCCGGUGGUGAGGGCCGUUUUGCAGCAGCACGAUACGUUCCUGUUGAAGAACUAUGCCAACAAGGCGGCGCUGGACGAGCUGCUGGGGGCGCUUGCGACGACUGACCUGCCCGACACGAGCCAAGGGUUCGAUGCGAACUUCACAGGCACGCUGCCGCUCGAGGACGACGUCUGGCUGGAGCAGUAUAUCUUCGACACCGAUCCGCAGUUGCACUUCGACCGGGCAUGCAAGAACGAGUCGCUGCGGUCGAUUUACGCCAGACUGUUCAAGCUGGGCGUGUUCUUCGCGCAAUUGUGUGUGAAAGGUGUGGUCUCGAGCGCUGAGUUGCAGGACUGCAUCUCCAGCACACACUGUGCCACGAAGCUCACUCGUUACUUCAAYGACGGUGACAGCGCACAGAACGGCUUGGACCCGAGUGCCACGAUGCUUCCCAACGGCGACGAUUUCCAGUACCAAUUUGAGAGGGACUACGUCACUUUGCUGCCGACGGGUGUGUUGACCGUGUUCCCCUGUGCCAAGGGCCUCAGGUACAAGCCCUCGACGAUGGCAGCCACUGACAACUCUUGGGUGACCGUCGAUGAGCCCGACUGUCUGCUGUUCCACACGGGGACCCUGCUGGCGCGCUGGUCCCAGGGAAUGCACACGACUUCACCGCUCCAGGUAGACCCUCGUGCGAACGUCGUGUCGUUGACCAUCUGGCCUCCGCUGACGACGCCGAUCGACGAUGAAGGCACCAUUGCCAGCCACUUGCUGGAGCAACAGAUCAAAACGUUCCCGAAGGUCGCUCAGCAGUACUACCCGCGAGAACAGAAUAUUCUGAAACUGCAAGAUGCUAUGAAGUUCGUCAAGGAGCUGUUCAGCGUGUGUGAGACCAUCUUGUCUUUGAAUGCGCUCUCCAGGUCCACCGGGGUUUCUCCUGAGCUGCACGUUUUGCUGCCUCAGAUGUCUAACAUGAURAAAAGAAAAAUAGUGCAAGAUGACGUGUUGAAGCUGUUGACCAUUUGGUCCGAUGCAUACGUGGUCGAGCUGARCUCAAGAGGCGAGUUGACGAUGACUUUGCCCAGGAGAGACAACCUGAUGACGUUGACGAAUAAGUCCAGGACGUUGGCCUUCGUGGAGAAGGCAGAGUCGUGGUACCAACAAUUGAUAGCUUCCAAUAACGACAUUAUUACAGAUAUACCCGUCUUCAAGAUAAAUAAAAGAAGAGCAAGCAUCAACAACAAAACCAUUAUGGGCAGCAAGGCGCAAACGAAAAAUUCCAACUCCAAUGCGCUUAACAACUCUAAAUACCUAUCGAAUAAGAAGGAAAACUUCUUUUAUAAAGAGAAAACCCCUGAUUCGCAAGCCAACCUUUUGGACCGGCUACGUGAAAGGGAGAGACGUUCAGCUGCACUGCUUUCGCAAAGACAAAGACAUUACCAGCAGUUUCUAGCGAUGAAAAUGACCCAGGUGUUUGAUAUUCUUUUCUCAUUGACUUCGGGACAGCCUUAUACGGAAACUUACCUAGGUUCUUUGGUCGUGGACAGUUUACAAGACAGUAACAACCCUAUUGGUUCGAAAGAAGCAAGCGAAAUUCUGGCCGGGCUGCAGGGAAUUCUACCAAUGGAAAUAUCUGUUCAUCAAGUGGACGGUGGAUUGAAAGUUUACAGAUGGAACAGCUUAGACAAAAACAGAUUCUCCAAAUUAUUGGAAAUUUACAAACUAAAACAACAAGAUGAUGAUGUUUAG
Messenger RNA from Saccharomyces eubayanus, 1881 nucleotides. RefSeq names its product Tah11p (gene TAH11). The record is from RefSeq and is a predicted model, not a curated record. The transcript has a single exon. The coding region runs from base 1 to 1881 and encodes 626 amino acids. NCBI's taxonomy places the organism in Eukaryota, Fungi, Ascomycota, Saccharomycetes, Saccharomycetales, Saccharomycetaceae.